UAACUGAGGCCCAGCAAAGUGCAACUGGAGUCCAAUUGCACAGCACACGUGGUAUAAUGUAUAACCCGUACGGCUGUACAACAACAGCCCAAGUGAAAUAUUAGUUGUACUUUCCUUUCUAUGAGCAACUGCCUGCAAUGAUAUCAAUUAAUACAGUAUGUGUGAGUGCAUUAAUGUGUGUGUGUGUCUGCUGAUUAGUGUGUGCACAGAGCUGUGAGCUACUAAAUGCAGAGCACUUGCACUUUGUACUAGUUUCUAAACCUCCCACGUGAGAGGGACAGAGGAAUAAUGCCAGAAAAGCAGUUACAUGGAGAAAUGAAGGAAGGAAUACAGACUGAGGGAAUGUGAGGGAGUUCAGUCCUGGAUGAACACUAAUUUCUCUGGCGGGACGGGAUUGUUAAUGUCACCAGAGACAGCCUACCCUGAGUGAAAGGAACCUCCUUGUCCUGAGGGCAGAAGUGCCAGGCUGCUGUAGGAGUCACUGCUCCGCUUCUCACUGGAACUAAACAUGUUGGGGUUAAACACCACCGAGUUCAGCUCAAUGUCCACCAGAAGAGAUACCGAAAGAGCCUUACAUUUGCUCUACUCUUACCAAGCAGAGCUUGGCUCCCCAGAACAGCAGCAGCUCCGGACAUCCCUGCAGCAAGUGCUUUGCAUGCUGAGAAGUGACCUGUUUCAGGCUCUGCUUGACAUACAGGAGUGGUAUGAAGUCAUGCUGCGUUGUACACAGUCUGAGGCCACUGAGCACUCACAAAUGGAGCCCUACCAAAGCAAAAGAAUGCAGGAUCCUGAGAAUCCCCAGACUCAGGGAGAGAUGCCAAGCGGCCUAGAGAUUCAGUGUGUGCGUGUAAUGGCAAGGACGACUGAGCAAAAGGAGAGAGCCCUCACUCUGCUGAGCCCAUUGCACACAACCCUACCCAAGGCUGGUGCUGCUCCUCUCAUGGUGAACACAGACUGCCUGGACCCAGGUUCCUCGGUCAAUGGCAGCGACACAUUAUACAAGUAUGAAGAAAUAGUACUAGAAAGGGGCAAUUCGGGUCUAGGCUUCAGCAUUGCCGGAGGAAUUGAUAAUCCGCAUGUUCCUGAUGACCCUGGCAUAUUUAUUACCAAGAUCAUUCCAGGAGGAGCUGCAGCAAUGGAUGGUAGACUCAGUGUUUCAGACUGUGUCCUGCGUGUAAAUGAUGUGGAUGUGACGGAGGUCGUACAUAGUAAGGCAGUGGAGGCCUUAAAGGAAGCUGGUCCUGUGGUGAGACUUUUGGUGCGACGCAGACAGAGCCCCCCAGAAUCCAUUAUGGAGGUCAAUCUGCUGAAAGGACCCAAAGGACUGGGAUUCAGCAUCGCUGGGGGUAUUGGGAACCAGCACAUCCCAGGGGACAACAGCAUCUAUAUUACCAAGAUCAUUGAAGGGGGAGCAGCUCAGAAAGAUGGAAGGCUUCAAAUUGGGGACAGACUUCUAGCGGUCAAUAACACUAAUCUACAGGAUGUCAGACACGAGACGGCAGUAGCUUCUUUGAAGAAUACCUCAGAUAUGGUUUAUCUUAAAGUCGCCAAACCUGGCCCUGUUCACAUCAAUGAGAUAUAUGCGCCACCUGACUAUGCCAGCACUUUCACAGUAGAUAACCACAUAAGCCAUAACUCCAAUCUGGGGGGAUACCUGAGCAGUAUAGAAAGCAAGUCACCUUAUCCACCUUCCCAAGUUACCCCAUCCAGAUUCUCCCCAGUUCCUCGACAUAUGCUUGGAGAAGAAGACUUUACCAGGGAACAACGGAAGAUUAUCCUACAUAAGGGCUCCACAGGACUUGGCUUUAACAUAGUGGGUGGGGAGGAUGGAGAAGGCAUCUUCGUGUCCUUUAUCCUCGCUGGGGGACCGGCUGACCUGAGUGGGGAGCUACGCCGCGGGGAUCGCAUCCUUUCUGUGAAUGGGGUGAAUUUACGUAGUGCGACUCAUGAACAGGCUGCGGCGGCUCUGAAACGGGCAGGACAGACGGUGACAAUCGUAGCACAAUACCGACCUGAAGAAUAUAGCCGCUUUGAGUCAAAGAUCCAUGAUUUGCGUGAACAAAUGAUGAACAGCAGUAUGAGCUCGGGAUCCGGUUCCUUGCGUACCAGUGAAAAGAGGUCCCUAUAUGUAAGAGCACUGUUUGACUAUGACCGUUCUCGGGACAGCUGUCUUCCCAGCCAGGGUCUGAGCUUCUCUUAUGGAGACAUACUACAUGUCAUCAAUGCAUCUGAUGAUGAAUGGUGGCAGGCACGACUAGUUACACCACAUGGGGAGAGCGAACAGAUCGGUGUUAUUCCCAGCAAAAAACGGGUUGAGAAAAAGGAGAGAGCUCGCCUGAAAACAGUCAAAUUCCAUGGACGCUCAGGCAUAGAUUCUAAUAGGUCCAUCAAAUCCAAGCGUAAAAAGAGUUUCCGAUUGUCUCGCAAGUUUCCAUUUUACAAAAACCUUGUUCAGGAGAACAGCACUGCACAAGCCGUAACAUCAAACACCAGUGACAGUGAGAGCAGUUCCAAGGGCCAGGAAGACACAAUUUUAUCCUACGAGCCAGUCACUCGACAAGAAAUUCACUACGCUCGACCAGUUAUUAUUUUGGGCCCCCUAAAGGAUAGAGUUAACGAUGACCUCAUUUCUGAAUUUUCGCAUAAAUUUGGCUCCUGCGUCCCCCACACAACCCGGCCGCAAAGGGAAAAUGAAGUUGACGGACAAGAUUAUCACUUUGUGGGUUCCCGUGAGCAGAUGGAGAAGGACAUUCAAGAAAACAAGUUCAUUGAGGCGGGACAAUUCAAUGACAACCUUUACGGAACGAGUGUUCAGUCUGUGCGAGCAGUGGCUGAACGGGGAAAGCACUGCAUACUUGAUGUAUCUGGAAAUGCCAUCAAGAGACUACAGCAAGCACAAUUGUUCCCCAUAGCUAUUUUUAUUAAACCAAAAUCUAUAGACGCUCUCAUGGAAAUGAACCGGAGGCAAACAUUUGAGCAGGCUCAAAAAAUGUUCGAUAAAGCCACCAAGCUGGAGCAAGAGUUUGGAGAAUUCUUUACAGCCAUCGUACAGGGAGACUCUCUAGAGGAAAUCUACAACAAGAUCAAGCAGAUCAUCGAGGAUCAUUCCGGCCAUCACAUCUGGGUGCCAUCUCCUGAGAAACUCUAAAGUCUACACUGCCCAGAUUAGACAUAACCGACCCCCCAAGCCCUGACCCCCACAGUUUCCUCCAUCAGCCCCCACUUCUGAAUCGUAGGGGUUUUGUGUGAGUUUCUGCCAUCAAAUGCGGGAGAUCUUUGUCCCAUCAGUUGCCCCAAAAGUGUAUUGGCUCCUGCGAGCUAUACUGACCCAAAGGUGGGGGGCGGAAUUUCUAAGAGGCCGUAAGGAAUAUACAACCUUCACCACCCCCCACCCCCUACGAGUGAAGGGGGUCUAAAUAGUCUAUGAACAUUCGUUUUAUAAAUGCAAAAAAAAAAGGGAAAAAAACAUGAGACUGUGUUCUUCAUAUCUUUCCCCGACCCCUAACGGAUUGGAAGAAGGCAUAUUUAUAUACAUACAUAUAUAUAUAUAAUGUAAGUGUGAGUGUGUGUAUAUAUAAUUUAUAUAUGACUAUAUAUAUAUAUUAUAUAUAUUUUGGCCGUGAUGGGAUAUUGGUCCCUGCUAUUCUAUUGUUUGUAAGGAUUUUUUUAAAGUUCUCUUUUCCUGUGAUUGACAGAGCUGUUGACUCUGUAAUGGUACUCUAUAGCCUGUCCAUCUUGGCUGGAUUUGCUUGCUCUGGGUAAGAGGCAAAGGAAUGUCUGCAACAUAAUGGCGGUCAAGCCAGCAUCAAACAUGGGAAAGUGUCGACCAGCGAUGCAGCUGCUUGUCGAGGAGCUCUAUCUCUAUGCCUCCUUGGUGCCCGAACUUCACCGAUGACUCGAAACAGACACAAUGUGCAUUACCUUUAAGAAAUCUAUUAUGUUGGACGGACAUGAAUCAAACUGGUUCUUCCAUCGUUUGUUGUGCCGAAGGUUCUGUGAACCAGCCUGCUGCGCAUCCCCCUGGGAAGAGGCAUAAUCAAACCUGAAGAUUUGGGGCUGACCCGCCCCCCCAUCUUUAUACUUUAGGAGAACAGCUCUGAUCAUAUCUGUGCCAUUCCAAUGGAUAUUGACUUGUACGAUGCCUGUAACUCCGUCUGUUGCAGUGCCGUGUCGCUUGUCCACACAUUGGCCACCACCUUAAGGAGCGGUUUGAUUUAUAAUAGGAUUUUUUUUUUUUAUUUGCCAUCUUUUUCCCUAUUGUAAACUUGUGAAAGUUCUCCUCUGGGAUUUGCACGUGCUACAUAAAGGUGUGCAUGGACAUGCUCUCCGCCGGGGCUUUUAAUCAAACCGACAGAGCAGACCCGGCGUCUCUCCUCCAAGGACUGACACUGAAUUUUCUCAUCUGAAUGCCGACAGAAGUUGGCGAUAGAAUGGAAUAUGCCAGACAAAAGUCCACCACGAGCAGACGGGACUUCUAAUCCUGCUCCAUCUGCAUGAAGGCUUUUUUUUUUUUUUAUUUGAUUUUAUUGGACCAGUCGCAUCAGCAUUUUUCAUGGUAACUUCCAUUUUAACUGAACGGGUAUUUAAAAAAAAAAAAAGUUUUCUUUUAAAAUUUUCAUUCGAAAGGGAAAAAAAAUAUUUUCUUUUAUUUCAGAUCAGUAUUUUUGCCACCUAAAUAGCUGUGAGCCUGGCACGAUGUGGGAAGGGUUUUUAGCUUUACAGCGAGGACCAAUCCGUGCCGAGUGCCAUGAACCCAUCUCUCAGUGACCUAAUAUCUGCUGUGUGCCAAUUAAAGGUCCUUGUUGCUCUGAUGCUGCUGUCUGUGCUGCUGGAAUGUUAUAUUGACCUAACGAUGUAAAAAAACAAAGGGCUUUGGCCUGUCUGCAGGAGACGGGUGCAUAUAGAGCACGGGGUUGUGGAGAUCAGCACAUAACAGAGUGGGAUCUUGCUUACACAGGGAGCUCUGUGCGACAUUAAAGAUGGUGUUUCCUGUUAAAGGAACCCAGGAGCAUUCUAUACACAGAGAAAUAAUCUCCUGCUGACUGUGAAACUCCAUACAACACAGUGAGAAUCUUCUUCAUCCAAACACAACUCCGUAGGGUUUUUUUUUUUUUUUUAAACCAUAGGAGUUCUGUCACUGUGUGGGAGUCCAGAAUAAAUGCACCUUCAUGUGCAAGGAUAGCCCCCCUUUCUCACUUGGCACGCUUGAGAGCAGGCUACAAGUUUAACGUAUCAGAAUUUCUAUACGAGUUUGCAGAGACUGCAUCACAUGGAGUCGGGAUGGUUCAGCGCCCACAUCCGCAGACAUCGGCAUUAGGUUUGCGUUUAGAUGAGAGCUUUGUUUUCCAGUUCUAAAGAGAGAAAAACAUCUUUUUAAAGUCAUGUUGAAAAUCCACAAACCUCAGGGUCCUUUCCCCGCGGGAAUAAGAAGGAGGCUCUCUUCCAUCCACUUGGUACUUGGCAGUGCAGGAGUCAAUCGGAUGUAUCAAAUGGUGCCUCAUUUGUGGAGUCCCGGAGCUGCUGGUGUUGGUUGCUCUGCACUGCCUGGAUGGAAGCGCAGGGGUCGGACAAUUUAGGGCUACAUAUUGUUGGCUUCCUAUAUAUAGUAAGUGGAAGCGCAUUGUGGCUGAGCAGAGUUGGAAGAGCAGGUUUUGUAGCUGACACUGUGGGAAAUUUUAGGAAUUCUCUCUGUUCCAACGUGUGAGCCACAUUUUGUGAAACUCGCUUUCCCGAAGCUUGAAUCAGGUGUGGAGACGCAGUCCUGCUGCCGCCCACGAUAGAAGAGCUGAGCAGCUGGUGGUGUGGUUCACAUGUGUUCUAUUACACAACCUUUUCUAUACAUAUAUAUCUAUCCAUGCCUUCCCCUCCCCCACUGUAAUUUACAAUAAUGCAGAAACUUAAAUUGAAUCGGAUUGUUUAAAGAAAUGCUGGAAAACCCAGGAGGCACAUAUAUUUUUUAAUAAACAGUUACAACCA
This is a messenger RNA of Xenopus laevis (African clawed frog), 5976 nucleotides long. RefSeq names its product disks large homolog 3 (gene dlg3.L). Gene Ontology annotation, cellular component: neuromuscular junction; cell junction; basolateral plasma membrane. Bases 509 to 3148 code for a protein of 879 amino acids. Gene Ontology annotation, biological process: regulation of postsynaptic membrane neurotransmitter receptor levels; cell-cell adhesion; chemical synaptic transmission. NCBI's taxonomy places the organism in Eukaryota, Metazoa, Chordata, Amphibia, Anura, Pipidae. Gene Ontology annotation, molecular function: ionotropic glutamate receptor binding; nucleotide binding; protein kinase binding. The transcript is spliced from 24 exons. The record is from RefSeq and is a predicted model, not a curated record.